Daktulosphaira vitifoliae (grape phylloxera) is the source of this 2150-nucleotide messenger RNA. RefSeq names its product putative inhibitor of apoptosis. The transcript is spliced from 12 exons. Gene Ontology annotation, molecular function: ubiquitin protein ligase activity; cysteine-type endopeptidase inhibitor activity involved in apoptotic process. The record is from RefSeq and is a predicted model, not a curated record. The coding region runs from base 319 to 1806 and encodes 495 amino acids. NCBI's taxonomy places the organism in Eukaryota, Metazoa, Arthropoda, Insecta, Hemiptera, Phylloxeridae. Gene Ontology annotation, cellular component: nucleus; cytoplasm. Gene Ontology annotation, biological process: regulation of cell cycle; positive regulation of protein ubiquitination; negative regulation of apoptotic process.
UACUGCGCAUAAUAUUUUGAUUAUUAGAACUUUGACAUUUAUAAUCAUCUACUUUUCUAAUAUAGAAUAAUAAAUACUUUAAUUUGGCCACACUUAUUUACAUUAUUUUAUCAAUGCGUAUUUCUUAGACUGAUUUAGGUACUAAAAUUUGUUAUUAUUUUAUAAUGAUAGCUUAAUGUAUAUUUAAUCAAUUUAAGUCUCUGUUAAGUUUCUAAGGGAGAAGAAAUUCAAUAUAUUUUCUGGUGUAUUUAAGGGAAGUUUUAAGAGUGUGAUGGCCCUGGCACCAAAUUUCAAGGAACAUAAUUUGAUAAUUUAGUAAUGGAACAGAUAGAUUUUAAGAAUGAAAGUAAUCGAUUGGCAACAUUUACUGGUUGGCCAAUUUCAUUCAUAAUUAGUCCUAAAAGUUUAGCUGCUGCCGGUUUUUAUUAUACUAAGCAUACUGAUAAAGUUAAGUGUGCUUUUUGUGAUAUAUACAUAUGUCGUUGGGAGUUUGGUGAUAACGCUAUUGAUGAACAUAAACGUCAUAAUCCAAACUGUUCCUUCAUACUAAGUCAAGAUUGUGGAAAUAUACCUAUAAUUGAAGGAAUUCAACUACGUGGAGAGUUUGUGGAAAAUCACAAAGAAACUGGUCAACCCAUUGAUAUUCGUGGUCUAGGUGUACGAGCUCACAGAGUUGCAUUUCAUUUAAAAUAUAAUUCAUAUAGUGCUCGAAUAAAAACAUUUAGGGACUGGAAAAAUGAAUCUCAAAAACCAGAAAAUUUGGCUACUGCAGGAUUCUUUUUUACAGGAAGCAAUGAUGAAGUACGAUGUUAUUAUUGUGAUGGUGGUCUUCAAAAUUGGGAGAUUGCUGAUAAUCCAUGGGUAGAACAUGCUAAAUGGUUCCCUAAUUGUGGAUUUUUAAACUUAGUAAAAGGAGAAAAAUUCUUAGAUGGAAAUUUAAUUGAGCGGUUUAAUGCCCUUUUAAAUAAGUCUAGAUCAGAUGAUUCUACUAGUACAGUAACACAAGAUGGUCAAGUAGUUAGUAUUCAUCAAACUGACUUAAAUUUUCCUACUUCUUCAUAUAGGCAAAAUGAAAUAACUGAUCAACAAAUAAGCGAACUAAUGUCAUGUCCGCCAGCUAUUAUGGCGUUAGAGUUAGGUUUACAACCUUCACAAGUAAGACAAGCUAUACAAAGUAAUUUACAGGAAAUUGGAAGACCUUUUAGAUCAAUGGACAGUUUCAUUCAGCAAGUUUUAACUCAAGAUCAAACCUUUCCUACUGAUGGAGAUUCAAUGACUUUAGAAGAAAUACUUCGUAGAGAUAGUCCAUUAGUUCGGUCAAGUAUCAUCCAUAAUCAUGAAACUUCAUCAGAUUCAGAUGAUAAUGAUAGUGAUAAUGAUACUGAUUUAUCAUUAAGUAAUGCAAUAUCAAGUUCAAGUUCUUGUGAAGAAGAAGUGGCACCAAUCUUACAAGAAAGUAGUGAGGUUCAUAAUUUUACCCAAAAUGAUAAUGAAAACUAUCAAGAUCAAGAAAUUUCUCAAGCUAUUCAAUCUUUUGAUAAUAAAACUAUUGUAGAAGAAAAAGAAGAAGAAAAUUUUAAUACUAUAAAUUAUCAAAAUGCAAAUUUAUCCCAUUCAAAUUUAGAAGAAGAAAAUCGUAGGUUAAAAGAAGCACGCCUUUGUAAAAUUUGUUUGGAUCAAGAGUUAGGUGUUGUUAUGUUACCAUGUGCACACUUAGUUGCAUGUAUUACAUGUGCAUCAAGUUUACCAGACUGUCCAUUAUGCCGACAAACCAUUAAAGCCACUGUUCGCACAUUCCUUUCAUAAUAGGAAUUUAUUAUCUAUUGAUAAAUAUAUUAAGUAUGAUUUUUGGGUUUAAAAUAUAGGUAUACAUUCCCAUCUAUGCAUAAAUCUGGCCAAUAUCAACCAAAAUUAUAUUAAUUAUAUAUGUAUAUCUAAGUUUAAUAAAAAUUAUAUUUUAAUAUCAUUUGACUAAGUGAUUUAUUAUUAAAUACAACAAAAGAUUGAAUUUUAGUCAAAUUAAUUAUAUCAUACAGAUUUUUAUUAAUAGUUUUAAAAUCAUAUUAAAAAUAACUUAACAUAGUAAAGACUUUUUUUGUAUAUAAUUAUAAGAUAUUGAAAUUGGUAUUAAUAACUAGUAUUUUUGGUCA